Molecule: messenger RNA, 1803 nt
Organism: Aspergillus bombycis
Lineage: Eukaryota; Fungi; Ascomycota; Eurotiomycetes; Eurotiales; Aspergillaceae
Product: fungal specific transcription factor domain-containing protein
Exons: 1
Coding region: 1-1803 (600 amino acids)
Biological process (GO): DNA-templated transcription
Cellular component (GO): nucleus
Molecular function (GO): zinc ion binding; DNA binding
Source: RefSeq, a predicted model, not a curated record
AUGGGAAAUGUUGCCAACUUGGAAGACUUGUUGAAGCAAAAUAUUGCCUUGACCACCGCAUUGUUGAGUCAAAGAGGCGAGAGCCCACUCCCUUCGCCAGUCUCCAGCCCGGAGGUCGCACCCCCCGUACAGCCUUCACUUGAAGAAAAGCCACUUUAUAGCGCGGUACCCAGUCAGACGGGGCGCUUGGUCGUGUCCACUUCGAACCAUGUGCGCUUUAUUCCCUCGCAGGAUGUAGGGGACUCUGAUCUCCUCGAGGCUAUCCAAGAGCCUACGUCUGGCUUUCCUAAGGGAUUCCCAUUUUUCUCCGAACAAUCAAGCUCUGUUUCCGAUGAACUUUUGGACAUGCUUCCCCCUCUUCUGCAUCUUGAAGAACUGAAAGCAACUUUCUUUCGAGUAUUCUCACCUCUUUUUCAUGUUCUACAUGACCCGACAUUUCACGCCAAGUACCAAGCCUUCAAAAGGAAUCCCAAGUCCACCCCACUGACAUUUGUGGGAUUGUUAUUCGUGAUCCUAAGCCUGGCAGUAACCGCACUAGACGAUGACCAUCCCGUUCUGGCAGAUCUGGGCCAUGACGCGAGUCACCAUGCGAACGUGCGCAGCCUUUCGGCAAAAUACCGCUCGGCAGCUAUGCGCUGUCUCGCUGCCGAUAACUUCAUGUUCUGCCAUAACCUCUGCACAGUGCAGUGCCUGGUACUCUUGAUCUACGCCAUGAACCACGCCCAGGAACCGGCGUGGUCAUUGCUCGGCACAACACUACAUAUCGCCGUUGCUAUUGGGUGUGCCGUUGAUCCAGAUCGACUAAAUGUAGACCGCAUCGAGGCAGAAGAGCGUCGAAGGUGCUGGGCGACACUCCGAAUGUUGUAUACUAUUCAGAACACAUGCCUGGGGAACCUCAUGCCAUUCCGUGUGGAGGCAAAUGUGGCUCUUCCAGCUGACAUAGAAGAUGACGAGUUGAUGACGAGCAAUCCGAGUCCCCAGGGCGAAUCAGUAGACACGCCCCCGACACAAAUGACUUAUCUUCUAUACAAGUUCCGUCUCUACGACCUGGCAGUCGACAUCUGCCAGCUCUCUGCGUCAUUUGAAGCACACGACCGCGCACGUAUAGAGACUCUAGAUACAAAACUCUCGCAAGAACAAGAAUGUCACCUGGCUCGCUUCAGUACCCAACUGAUGCUGAAACCGUACGACCAAGCCCACUUCUACAUUCUGGCCAUCUAUACAAACCAUUUAAUCCUCUUGCUGCACCGAUCGCGGCUAAACGCAACCCAUAUGGCAGAGGAAUGUAUCCACCAGAGCCGCGAAAGAUGCCUAAAGGCGGCCACAGCAACUUUGUCUAAUUUCGAGGCGCUCUGUUCCACGCCCACGCUCAAGUCAUAUCGAUGGUACAUGGAUGGUCUUGGGUCGUUCUACGCCUUCUUUGCUAUAACCACCCUCCUUGUACUGUGGGGAGAUCCGCAACUCGAAACGGAGUGUAAUCCGCAAACCGUCGUCCUUCUUGUUGGGUGCGUAGAUAGAAUGAAACGGACUGCGUCUCGGAGUUCCGUUUGUCAAAAAGCAGCCAAUGUUCUCGACCCUUUAAUCCAGGGUUUGGCGCCUGGAAUCGUCACAGACUGCAAUGGAAGCGCAGGGUCGAUAGGGCUUAGUGAAACCCCGAAUCAAGGCUUAUGGCCCACAUACCCAGGGUUGGAGAGUAUGUUCUAUGACCUGCCGUGCGAGCAGUGGUUGACUCCAUCGGAGUUUGUGUGGGGCGCCGCACAAAACCUCUGGGAUCCCUCAUCCGGGAGUGUAUCGUCGUUAUGA